Messenger RNA from Necator americanus (New World hookworm), 3024 nucleotides. RefSeq lists its product as uncharacterized. Gene Ontology annotation, molecular function: protein binding. Bases 1 to 3024 code for a protein of 1007 amino acids. Lineage: Eukaryota; Metazoa; Nematoda; Chromadorea; Rhabditida; Ancylostomatidae. The transcript has 28 exons. The record is from RefSeq and is a predicted model, not a curated record. Gene Ontology annotation, biological process: transcription by RNA polymerase III. Gene Ontology annotation, cellular component: transcription factor TFIIIC complex.
AUGGGGAAAACACGUCCAUUGACUCAAACGCCAAACGCUACUGGAACUGAGUCACCACAAAGCGGUCGAUCGACGAAGAGUGGCGCUAAACGCACCGAAUUCGCUCACGAUGAUCCACAUGCUGUCGCUUCGACUGUUCUGCAAAAUUUCAGUUACAGCGAUGAAGAUUGCCUAGCAAAAUACAAGGCCUUAUCGACUCUUCAAGAUUUUAAUGGCGCAUUUCCUGGAAAUCUUCAGGAGAAACUUAUACGAGGCGCAUUGAAGGCUAAUGAAGGGUCCCUUCCAUGUUUUCUAUGUCAGAAAGUUCUCUCUUCUUCUGUAGGCCUCGUUCUUCACAUAAAGAAAUGUCAAGGGAGUCCAGAAGCUGAGAAAGUCGAUGUUACUCCUCCAAAACCUGUUCGUCCAUCCUUGGUGCCAAAAAGACGAUUGACUAUAUCGGUAUCUUCAUUGGAGCAGUUGAAGGAUGAGCCUUCACUGUGGUUACGUAUUAAUGAAAAAGAGAAGUUAAACCUUCUGAAACAGUUCUUUCCUGAUGGGAGGAUUGAGUGCUUCGCUAUCCACAAAGAUGAUGAAAUUUGUUCGUUAUUCUUCGAUUAUAAGGAAGCUAUUACUCAUUUGGAUUCUAGCAUUAAACCGAUGUAUCUUACUUUCGUUGCAAAGGGAGCUGAAUUUCGGAAAUUAGACAAAAAAGUGAGAUCUCGAUACGUUCGAGAAGGAUUGAGAGCUAACCUCGAGCUGCCCUGCCUUGAAUGUGGUAGAAUGUUUCGUCAUCAGUAUGGCCUCAUGUACCAUGUUGAGCGAUGCAACGUUUCCGAAGAAGAAAUGCCUUGGAAAUGCUACCGAUGUGGUUUCCAUACGACACGUGCGGAAUCCUACAAGCACCUCGAACUAUGUUGGGGUGAAGCGAAAUUGCAGCUAGACAAGGAAGAACUAACCGGCGCAGUUAUGGGUGGAUUAGGUGACGUGAAUUUGAGAAGUGGAAAGUCAAUUUUGAAGGGAGCAAGUGAAACAAUAAUGAUCAAUGGAGAAGCCAAGCCACUCAGCGAACUUAGUGCUCAGGAAGCUUUAGAAGCCUUGAUUGGUCCAGGAAAGUCCAUAAAAGGGAAAAAACGUCGUUCUGCAGCUAACAAUAGAGUAAGUAUCUCUGCUGGACUUAUUCCGGAAUCCGCCACUAGGAUGUCACUUACCGGCGACGGAAAAAUGCGGUUUAAGUUCAGGAAAGCUGAUGCUAGAGGUUGUCUUUCUGGAAUUUCUGAGUACCCAAAGUAUCUUGAACAUGUAAUGGAAGCUCAUAAACAGUGGGCGCAAGAAACGGCUGCUCUACCGUACUGCGGACGUCUUCUCGAUAUUGAGGCAUCGGUAUGGCAAACAGCAUACGAAUCAUCUCAUUUGCCAUUCAUCAGUAAGGAAUCUGUUGGGUUCCGGAUACGUGAAACUGAUGACAAGAGUGGUCACGAAAAAGUUCCCGAAACUUGCGAACGGUUAAGAGUAUUCUCAUCAACCGAACUGAAGCGUGAAAUUUACGACCAUGUAACGAUUGCGUACUGUGGGGGGCCUAUCAAUACAAUAAGUAUUGCUCCAAAUACCAUGCCAGGAAAUGAAGAAGUGGUUGCUAUUGUCGCAUACCCAUGUGAUACGUCCUUAGUUGGCAAGGAUAUGAUGAAAACAUCCAGCUAUAUACAGUUCUGGAUGCACAAAUGUAAAGGGCUGAGAUCCAGCCUUCUUCCAUGGUUCGUUUUGAAGUCCAAUUUUGGUGUAGUUUUCGAUGCCCACUGGUUAGACAGACCGAAGCCGUCUGAAGAUAGCACAUUGAUAGGCCUCCUUGCGGUAGCAACAGCUCAAGGAGCAUUGUUGAUAUACAGGCUAGAUUCAACUACCGUUAGUACUGCUCUCUGUAAUCCUAAAAGAUUACCUGUAGUUGAACCAGAACCUGAUCUCAUACUAUAUCAGACGAGGCAGUGGCAUUCUGAUGACCAGAGUCAUGAAGAGAAUGCCGAGCAGCACUUUCCACCUUCUUUGACCUCUAUUGCCUGGUGUUCAAGAGGUGAAGCGCAAUACGUAGUUGCUGUGAAUGCAGCAGGAGGAGUCGUAAUUUGGGACAUCCAGCGUUCUACCGAUGCUCCUUACGUUCUACUAGACUCGAGUUGGUGCUCUCCUGCUACAAAUGCUGCGUUCAUCAACGGAUUCGAAGUGGCGGUCGCAUUUCGUGAACGGGUAAUUCGUGUAUACGAUGUGAGGACAUACCAAUGUACUCUUGAGGAGGGUACGGUUCGAACUGCAGGUGCACGGGCAACCUCUCAACCGCGUAUAUUUUCUGGAUUCUUCACAUUUCAAUCUGAAUAUUUCGCAGCUGGCGAGGUUCCGUCUAAUGGAGUCAGUUUUGUCUGCACGGAGGCGAAGAGUGAUGGCUUCUUUGUUGUGCCUCUUGCAAACAGACAUGAACUCAUGACGUGGGAUGUCAGUGCAAGCUCUCAAAAUGCUGUUGUUGUGAGUUGUGGUCUUGACGGCAAGCUGUUGCUUUCAUCAAAUGGACGCCUUGUUACGGCUGCGAACACGGCAGAUUACGGAUUUAGUCUUAUGAGGACAGCUCUGACGAUUGUCCGGAAGCGUACGAGCUCACCAGAAGAGGAGAGCAUUCAGGAGUUGGUCUGCAAAAUGGAAAUCCCAGAAGUAAGCAGUAAGCAACCGUCACAUACUGAUGAAGAGAAGAAGAAACGCGCACGUCCGGCCUAUAUGACUCAUGAGGAGUCUGUGGAAAACCUGUGGUUGGAUAUUCAUCUCAAUCCUGACUCGCAAAAACUUCGCUCCCAAACGCAGUUUUCAUGCUUAGAUUUGCGGAUAGAGUCACUGAAUCGUGUUGCAACGAAUUUUCAUACAGGACCUUGUGUUUUCACGGGUGGACAAGCAGGCCUGAUCUUCAUUCGGCCGUGCGUCAUUGACGCCGAAAAACCUCUUAUCAACAACGUAUUGAACUUCCCAGUCGAGUCCAAUGAGAAACCUUUUGCGAAGUUGAAGAAAACGUGA